This is a messenger RNA of Pimephales promelas (fathead minnow), 1505 nucleotides long. RefSeq names its product deoxyribonuclease I-like 1-like (gene dnase1l1l). Gene Ontology annotation, biological process: DNA catabolic process. The record is from RefSeq and is a predicted model, not a curated record. NCBI's taxonomy places the organism in Eukaryota, Metazoa, Chordata, Actinopteri, Cypriniformes, Leuciscidae. Gene Ontology annotation, molecular function: DNA binding; deoxyribonuclease I activity. Gene Ontology annotation, cellular component: nucleus.
GUACAUUUCUUUUAGUUAGCACUCACUAAGAAUAACAGAACAAUAUUGUCCUGUUGAAUGGCUUAAAAAAACACAUUGUCAUGACAGGUCACGCUCUUUAGCGUUCCAGACUGACCUACACACUAAUGGAGCUCUGACACAGCUCAUUUGAACACAUUCACACACUGCCCUCCCCUUGCCCAACCCUGCUUUUCACCAUGGUUUCCUGUGUAAAGAUAACCAGAGCACAUUAAAACAUUCGUUCCAACACUUUAACGCUCUUAAUAGCUUGACAGCCGUCUUUCAGGAAGCUCUGAUAAAUGAGGUCGCCUCUUCUGGUAUGUUUUGUUGGAUUAUGUUUUUGGACUUCUGUAAUAUCACUGAAGAUAUGUGCCUUCAACAUCCAGAGUUAUGGGGAAGCAAAGGCCAGUAAUAAGAGAGUUAUGGAGAUUUUGAUAAAGAUCAUUUCUCGCUGUGACCUGAGUUUGAUUCAGGAGGUUCGAGAUUCUAGAGGUCAAGCCGUAUCUGCAUUGUUGAUGAACCUGAACAGGUUUGACACAUCUCACAUUUACAAUCAUUUAGAGAGUAAAAGAAUGGGGAAGAAAACAUACAAAGAGCAGUAUGUGUACAUUUACAGAAAAGACAUGCUACAGGUGCAAGAGCAAUACCAGCAUCCAGAUUUCAAUGAGACCACAGAAGGAGUUUUCACCAGAGAGCCGUUCAUCAUUUGGAUCCGUUCUCCCACAACAUUGGUGAAGAACUUCGUCCUCAUUGGUCAGCACACCUGUCCUAAGAAUGCAAUGAAAGAAAUGGAUGCACUUUAUGAGGUCUUCCAAACAGUCAGGAAGAAAUGGAAAACUGAGAAUGUGAUGUUCCUGGGGGACUUAAAUGCAGCCUGCAGCUAUGUUACCAAUAAAGGACUGAAAAACGUGCGUCUCAAGAACGACCCAAUGUUCCACUGGUUGAUCAGAGAUGAACAAGACACUACAGUGCGUGAAAAAACACGCUGCGCUUAUGACAGGAUUAUUAUUCACGGAAAAGAACUCAUUUCAGGGAUAGUUCCAGAAUCUGCUCAACCGUUCAACUUCAAACAAGAAUUUAAUCUAUCUGAAGAAGAGGCUUUGGAAGUCAGUGACCACUAUCCUGUAGAAGUGGAUUUAAAAGCAAACCAUCGCUACCUCAUGCGCCACGAACUGUGAAAUGAUGAAUAUCUGUGAAUAUGGCCUGCUAAGUACAUAUACUAAUAUUAAUAUCAGCCUGAUACUGUGAUAACUUGUACUGUGCUCUGGUAUCAACAACUGAUGUUGCAGAGAAACAAUGUGAAUGGAAAAUAAAAGCACUCGCCAAAUUAUUAUAUUGAACAUUAGCAGAAAAAGUGUUAACUACACUAUUUAAGCCAUUUUGGUAUCUAUAACCAUGUCAUUAUUAUACAAAUUAUUUUUAAAUGAAUCAAAAAUUUGCUUUGCUGUUCUAGGUGUAUUUGAAGUUGCUAAUAGUGGAGAUGAUUAAAUAAUCAACACAAUGUA